Molecule: messenger RNA, 297 nt
Organism: Acanthamoeba castellanii str. Neff
Lineage: Eukaryota; Discosea; Longamoebia; Acanthamoebidae
Exons: 2
Coding region: 1-297 (98 amino acids)
Source: RefSeq, a predicted model, not a curated record
AUGGAAGGCUGUGAUGUGGUGGGCUUGCUCCUCCUCUUCCCAAUCCACUUCAGUAUCAGGAGAGCCAAUAGAUCAAGCAUGCUGCUUGAUCUGGAACAUGGGAGGAAGGAGGUCUUGAACACUGUCAAGUUCAACUCCAAGACCAGCAAUGAGGACACUGAGUUUGCAUCACUCAAUCUUGUCAACAAGGUCAUGCUCCACCUUGGUUGUGCCCAAUCCCAGCUUGCCACCACCAUCAGCAUCUGGCGCAAGGAGAGCUGCAUGCCCUUCAACCACAUGACCUACCCCACCACUUGA